This is a messenger RNA of Onychomys torridus (southern grasshopper mouse), 1272 nucleotides long. Its product is annotated as zinc finger protein 844-like. Gene Ontology annotation, biological process: regulation of DNA-templated transcription. The record is from RefSeq and is a predicted model, not a curated record. The annotation marks the transcript as partial. NCBI's taxonomy places the organism in Eukaryota, Metazoa, Chordata, Mammalia, Rodentia, Cricetidae. The transcript is spliced from 5 exons.
AAUACAGUGACCUAUAAUGAUGUGCAUGUCAACAUCACUCAGGAAGAGUGGGCAUUGAUGGAUCCGUCACAGAAGAAUCUCUACAAAGAUGUGAUGCUGGAGACCUAUAUGAACCUCAUUGCUAUAGGUAAUACUGCUACAAUUGGGAAGAUCUUAAAGUUGAAGAACAUUGUCAAAGUUCUCAAAAACAUGGAAGGCAUGAAAAAACACUUACUGGAGAGAAAUCCUAUGAAUAUAAUCAUUGUGGUAAAGCCUUUGCACAACACAGUCAUCUUCACAGGCAUAAAAGAACACAUACUGGAAAGAAACCCUAUGAAUGUAAACAAUGUGGUAAAGCCUUUGCAAAGCACAAAUAUCUUAAAGUACAUAAAAGAACACAUACUGGAGAGAAACCCUAUGAAUGUAAACAAUGUGGUAAAGCCUUUGCACAUCACAAUUCUCUUCAAGUACAUAAAAGAACACAUACUGGAGAGAAACCCUAUGAAUGUAAACAAUGUGGUAAAGCCUUUGCACAUCACAAUUCUCUUCAAGUACAUAAAAGAACACGUAAUGGACAGAAACCCUAUGAAUGUAAACAAUGUGAUAAAGCCUUUGCACGUUCCAGUCAUCUUCAAGUACAUAAAAGAACACAUACUGGAGAGAAACCCUAUGAAUGUAAACAAUGUGGUAAAGCCUUUGCACAGCACAAUUCUCUUCAAAUUCAUAAAAGAACACAUACUGGAGAGAAACCCUAUGAAUGUAAACAAUGUGGUAAAGCCUUUGCACAUCACAGUUCUCCUCAAAUACAUAAAGGAACACAUAAUGGAGAGAAACCCUAUGAAUGUAAAGAAUGUGGUAAAGCCUUUGCACGUCACAAUUCUCUUCAAGUACAUAAAAGAACACACACUGGAGAGAAACCCUAUUAAUAGAAACCCUAUGAAUGUUAUCAAUGUGGUAAAGCCUUUACAAAGCACUGUCAUGUUCAAGUACAUAAAAGAACACAUGCUGGAGAGAAACCCUAUGAAGGUAAUCAGUGUGGUAAAGUCUUUUCACAUUCCAGACAUGUUCAAGUACAUAAAAGAACACAUACUGGAGAGAAACCCUAUGAAUGUAAACAAUGUGGUAAAGCCUUUGCACAUCACAAUUCUCUUCAAGUACAUAAAAGAACACAUAAUGGAGAGAAACCCUAUGAAUGUAAACAAUGUGAUAAAGCCUUUGCACGUUCCAGUCAUCUUCAAGUACAUAAAAGAACACAUACUGGAUAGAAACUCUAGAAUACAAACAAUGUGGUAA